Messenger RNA from Daucus carota subsp. sativus, 1047 nucleotides. RefSeq names its product probable nucleoredoxin 1. NCBI's taxonomy places the organism in Eukaryota, Viridiplantae, Streptophyta, Magnoliopsida, Apiales, Apiaceae. The transcript is spliced from 2 exons. Bases 1 to 1047 code for a protein of 348 amino acids. The record is from RefSeq and is a predicted model, not a curated record.
AUGGCUUAUAAGGAGUUGGCGAAAAAUAAGGAAAAUUUUGAGGUUGUACUCCUUUAUCUUUAUGACACUCUCGGUACUAUACAUAGUACAAAUGAAGAAUCAUUUUGGAAUGUAUUUAAAACUAUGCCUUGGUUAGCCCUUCCGUUUAAAGACCCAAAUCAUAAGAAGUUGAAACGGAUUUUCGGUUAUCCAAAUAGCUUACACGGGCCAGAACCAGUUCCUACACUCGUUAUUUUUGGGCCUCAUGGUAAAGUCGUUGAGCCCUGUGGCGCUGACAUCUUGAUGGAAUUCGGAAUUUCUGCAUACCCGUUCACUCGGAAUAGACUUACCAAGUUAGAGACUAAAAAGGUAAAGGAACUGAAGCUGGAGAUGCUCUUCGAUCCAAACACUUUUUUCAAAGUAAAAAGAGACAGGUCAAAGAUAAUGAAAUCGAAGCUGGAGAUGCUCGUGGAUCCAUUCAUGUUUGUCAUAGUAAAACAUGUGCCGGAGUUUCUUCCCAACUUUUAUCCGCUUCUCAAACUUACGAUUCCUGAUACAAAGGUUCCAUUCUCCCAGUUUGACGGGAAGAGACUAUUAAUAUAUUUUGAGAUGGGUAAGUAUUACAACCACUUAGAGAAACUACAGUUGAUGAAAGAUAUAUAUCUGCGAAACAAAGGUACAGAUGAUGAGUUUGAAGUGAUUCACAUCAAGAAAUCACCAUCCCGUAAUAAGCAUGUUAAAGAUAUGCCAUGGUUGGUGCAUUAUUAUGGUGAAGGUUAUUCACUUUCAAAGGAGUUGGAAAGUAGUAUUUUUUAUUUUAAUAAUCGUCAUUGUCGUCCGAUUGAACAAUGUUUACUUCUUGCUUUUGAACGAGAUGGAAGUAUCGUCAGGAAAACAUUCUAUCCUAGUUUUGAUAAUAAGGCAUUUCCUUUUUAUGCUGGUGGUUUGGAGAAGGAGUUCUUGGAGCAGUUGAAUCAUGCUUUUGGAUGGUACUACUGGGAGUAUGCUAGCCAGAAGCGGCAGAUAUACAAGAGGAGGCUUAAACUGGUAAAGAGUCCAACUGAUUGA